AGUGCAAAAAGUGCUUCGAAAAAGAGUAAACCUACCAUGGAUAGAAAGACGAAGCGGCCAUAGUAAACCACGCCAUUAUGAAGAACGAACAUAUGGAUUACUAUAGGGAUUCGCAAAUCUCACAAUUGGUACCGGCUUCGCAGCCGGUACCAAUUGAGGCAUCACCGCCACCGCCACCAAUUGGGGUAUCACCGCCACCGCCACCGCCACCACCACCGCUACCACCGGCGAUAGUACCGGCUGCGGUGACGAUACAAGCAUCGGGCACAGCGGUCCCGGUCCCGGCCACAGAGGCACCGACCCUGGCGCCUGGCAAAAUACUACCAAAGCGAUGGAAACGUGCCGGUCGCCAUCCCUGGCGCGGCGGGCGCGGCGGGCUUCACUACACAAUCAACCAUAUUUACUAUUAAUAUAAUAAAUAAAAUGUAUCAAUAAAAUAUAAAUAUAUAUAUAUAUAUUCA
Messenger RNA from Ooceraea biroi (clonal raider ant), 461 nucleotides. Its product is annotated as WAS/WASL-interacting protein family member 3-like. The record is from RefSeq and is a predicted model, not a curated record. Lineage: Eukaryota; Metazoa; Arthropoda; Insecta; Hymenoptera; Formicidae.